ACCAGGCCCGCACCCCUCGUAUAUAUAACCCCCACCCCGCUGCAUCCGUCCCCAGCCCUCUCGCCCGCCCCAGCACCCCGCCGCCGCCGCCGUCUCUUUGCAGCAGGAGCUUCCUCCUCGCAGGCGAGAUGGUGUUUGUCAAGACCCAGAAGACAAGGGCGUACUCCAAGCGGUUCCAAGUCAAAUUCAAAAGAAGGCGACAGGGAAAGACCGAUUACAGGGCUAGGCUGAGGCUCACCAACCAGGACAAGAACAAGUACAACACACCCAAGUACCGCUUUGUUGUGCGAUUUACCAACAAGGACGUCACUGCCCAAAUUGUGUAUGCUACCAUUGCUGGGGAUAUCGUGAUGGCUGCUGCCUAUUCACAUGAAUUGCCUCGAUAUGGUCUUGAAGUUGGCCUCACCAACUAUGCUGCAGCCUACUGCACUGGACUCCUUCUGGCUCGUCGUGUGCUCAAGUGCCGUGAUUUGGAUCAGGAAUAUGAGGGCAAUGUUGAGGCCACUGGGGAGGACUUCUCUGUUGAACCGUCUGGUGAGAGGAGGCCUUUCCGUGCGCUCUUGGAUGUUGGUCUUAUUAGGACCACUACUGGAAACCGUGUGUUUGGUGCACUUAAGGGAGCUUUGGAUGGUGGUCUUGACAUUCCCCACAGUGACAAGAGAUUUGCUGGUUUCAAGAAGGAUGAGAAGCAGCUGGAUUCGGAGGUUCACCGCAAGUACAUCUAUGGAGGACAUGUUGCUGACUACAUGAGGUCCCUGGCUGACGAGGAACCGGAGAAAUACCAGUCCCACUUCAGCGAGUACAUCAAGAAGGGAAUCUCAGCUGAUGACAUAGAAUCAGUGUACAAGAAGGUGCAUGCUGCCAUCCGUGCUGAUCCCACCUUGGUCAAAUCAACCAAGGAGGCCCCGAAGACACACAAGAGGUAUAACCUUAAGAAGCUGACCUAUGAGCAGAGGAAGGCCAGUCUUGUUGAAAGGCUCAACGCCCUCAACUCCUCUGCUGGUGCUGCCGAUGACGAGGAUGACGAUGAAUGAAAAGUGUAAUCGAUCCUAUUGUAGUCUUGCAAUGUGCAUUUUUGUUGAAGUUCAGCACUCUGCACAACAAACCUUUUCCUUCCAGUUUUGAGGGUCAUGCUGGAGUUAUAGAUUAUCUUGAUUUUGUGAAGUACUGGCAUUUGGAUAUUGCUCGUAAUCUGUUGGUUUGGCAUUGUUUUCGUGGUGCCGUAAUUCUUAUAGCUGUGUCAUCAGCAGAUUGCAGUUA
Molecule: messenger RNA, 1260 nt
Organism: Brachypodium distachyon (stiff brome)
Lineage: Eukaryota; Viridiplantae; Streptophyta; Magnoliopsida; Poales; Poaceae
Product: 60S ribosomal protein L5-1
Exons: 9
Coding region: 129-1034 (301 amino acids)
Biological process (GO): translation; ribosomal large subunit assembly
Cellular component (GO): cytosolic large ribosomal subunit; ribosome
Molecular function (GO): 5S rRNA binding; structural constituent of ribosome
Source: RefSeq, a predicted model, not a curated record